UUGGAGCCUUAGGAGCCCUCGGGUCCGGCGGCAGCGGUCGCGGCGGGGGCGGCAGCGGGCCUCAGGCUCGGCCGCAAUGCUCAGUUCCCGGGCUGGGGCGGCGAUGACCGCAGCUGACAGGGCCAUCCAGCGCUUCUUGCGGACCGGGGCCGCAGUCAGAUCCAAGGUCAUGAGGAACUGGGGCGUUCUGGGCGGCAUCGCCGCGGCCCUCGCGGCGGGCAUCUACGUCAUCUGGGGGCCGGUGACGGAGAGGAAGAAGCGCAGGAAAGGGCUCGUGCCAGGCCUGGUCAAUCUGGGGAACACCUGCUUCAUGAACUCCCUGCUGCAAGGCUUAUCUGCCUGCCCCGCCUUCAUCAAGUGGCUGGAGGAGUUCACCACCCAGUACACCAGGGAGCAGGAGGAGCCGCCCCCGCACCAGUACCUGUCCCUGACCCUGCUGCGCCUGCUGAAAGCUCUGUCCGGCCAGGAAGUUACUGACGAUGAGGUCCUGGAUGCAAGCUGCCUGCUGGAUGUCCUUAGAAUGUACAGGUGGCAGAUCUCUUCCUUUGAAGAACAGGAUGCGCACGAGUUAUUCCACGUCAUCACGUCGUCGCUGGAAGACGAGCGGGACCGCCAGCCGCGGGUCACACACUUGUUCGACGUGCUUUCCCUGGAGCAGCCGUCAGAUGCGACUCCUAAACGAAUCACCUGCCGCACGAGAGGGUCGCCUCACCCCUCGGCCCCACACUGGAAGUCUCAGCACCCCUUCCACGGACGGCUCACGAGUAACAUGGUCUGCAAACACUGUGAGCACCAGAGUCCUGUUCGAUUUGAUACCUUUGAUAGCCUCUCACUAAGCAUUCCUGCUGCCACGUGGGGGCAUCCGCUGACCCUGGACCACUGCCUUCACCACUUCAUCUCGUCCGAAUCCGUGCGCGAUGUCGUGUGCGACAACUGUACCAGGCUCGAAGCCAAGGGCACGCUGGACGGGGCAGAGGUGGAGCACCAGAGGACCACGUUCGUCAAGCAGCUGAAACUCGGGAAGCUGCCCCAGUGUCUGUGCAUCCACCUGCAGCGGCUGAGCUGGUCCAGCCACGGGACGCCUCUGAAGCGGCACGAGCACGUGCAGUUCAAUGAGUUCCUGAUGAUGGACAUCUACAAGUACCGCCUCCUGGGCCACAAGGCCCGCCAGCACAAGCCUGAGCACACCGAGAGCCCGGGGCCCGUGCUGGACCUGCCCGGCCCCAAAGCAGUUCUCAGUCCGCCAGGGGUCCCCAAAACACAAGUGUUCCUGAACGGCGCCUGCACCCCAGCUUUGCUGCCGCCGCUGCCCACCCCGAUGCCCUUCCCGCUCCCCGUCAUUCCUGACUACAGCUCCUCCACGUACCUCUUCCGGCUGAUGGCAGUGGUUGUCCACCACGGGGACAUGCACUCCGGACACUUCGUCACUUACCGACGGUCCCCACCUUCGGCCAAGAACCCCCUGGCGACCAGCAGCCAGUGGCUGUGGGUGUCGGACGACACGGUGCGCAAGGCCAGCCUGCAGGAGGUGCUGUCCUGCAGCGCUUACCUGCUCUUCUACGAGCGGGUCCUCUCCAGGGUGCAGCGCCAGAGCCAGGAGUACAAGUCCGAGGAGUGACUGUCCCACCCAGAGCUGGAGCGACAGCGCCGUCCGUGUCCGGGAAAGAGGCAAGGUCGCCGCCCCCCCCCCAUUGCCCUCAGGCUUCUGGCGUGUUCUAAGAGCAGGUUCCAUGCGGGGGAGCGAGCCAGGCUCCAGAGCGGCUCUGCUCAUGCGCACUGGGAAGUGUCCCUGUGUGGGGAAAGCUUUCACUGCAGCCAGGGCGUAGGGCGUCUUUAGUCGCCCAGCCCAGGUAAUUAGAGCAAGCGGACUGCGGCAGCGCGUGGUGCUCCCGGAGGAGCCGCCUCUGUCUGCCCCCUGACCUGUCAACAGAGAUCUUUUAUGUUUAACAAGCAGGGCCCAUAGCUUGUUGGCAAGAAUUAAUGAAAUUACUAAAGGCAACAAUUUCGACGACAAAGUGCCUUUCGCCUCUGAUUGCUUCUUGUAGCACUUCCCUUCCGGAAAAGGCCCUGAGCUCAGAGCCACAGAGACCCCUGCUGAAAAGCGCCCGUCCGCCCAGGUCCUGGGAGGCCAGCAGGAGCGAGGAGCAGCCUGGAGACGCUCUCCCUUCCCUUUUGUCCGCUCUCCUACCUGCCUGCCCGUGCUCGGUGGGUGGGAAGCCUCCUGCCACGCGCGCCCGCCCACUGCGAGGCCCGGUCACUGCCCAGGGGUUCCCGUGCAGGGGAGGCGCCCACCUGGGGCUUUGCUCUUUUGUAUCCUGGACGAUGUGAUGCAGCUGCAGCCUGCAGCUAACAUAAAACCACGCCCACGGCCAGAACUGGCUAGCGGCCUUGCAGCACCCACGCCCGCUCUGCGCUGUAGACAAUUCCUGAUUGUGCCAGGAUCCCUGUGCACGGGUACUUCCGUGUCUUUAUCAUCCACUCAGAGCUCUUCAGUCGCAGGAGGCACUCGGGGCUGUGGGGAAGGACAACCCACGAAGGUUUCGCGAGCUGGAUGAGGAAGGUAGGGCUGGCGGGGGCUGCAGCUUCUCUGGACCUUUGGCCGCGAGGGGUUCGGCUCGGCGGCCACCACAAUCCGGAGCAACACACAGAGAGGAAAGCGGGUGUGAUGGCGUAGAGCACUCAGCCACGCCUCGCCUCGCCGCAUCAUUUCCUGGCCGAUGCCGAAGGAGCGCAGCCCGGGGCGCAGGGACCUCGGUGCUCGCAGUAGCCAUGUUUUACCUGGAUUUUUAAUUAAAAACAAAGUGGGGCGGGGACACCAGAUUCCGAGGACCCUCCAGAGGGACUGGGAAGCAGAGCGGACCCACCCAGAAGGUGACCUGUGGCAGGGCCAAGAACAGGGCUGCCUCUGCAGGGGCGAGCCAGCGCCCCCCUGGCCCGGGCCUCUCCAGCAGCACCGAGUGCAGACAGCCUGGGGGAACCCUGCCCCGCCCCCGCAGGGCCGGGCACGUAGCAGGGCCCGGCAUGUAGCCUCUCACUAUUGAGAGCUUCCCAGACACGGUGGCCGACUUUGACUGAGAUGUUGGGAUGGACGUGCCUGCUUUAGCCUGGACGCCUGAUCAUGUGGCCUUAAACUCACCGCGAAGUUGCAGCUGCGAGAGAUGGCCGCUGUGCCCUGGGACAGCCCCGUGGUGGGGGCCAGAGCAUCCGUAGCGUCAGGCUGUGGGCACGUGUGUGGUUAGGGGCCGGCCUGGGGCCUGGGUUGUAAGCCUGAGCCGCAGCUCUAUCUGACUUCAUUUUGUAAAUUAGUAGAUGUUCGCAGUAACCAGAUCAUCUGAUUUUGAGCCGUAAGUUAUUUAUGAAGUAAGUAGCUUCUUUCUGGAGAAAACCCUAAGUUAAGUUAAACUCGUAGUUCAUGCUGUGGUAAUUGCUGAUUUAUGUAUUUGCUAAAGGUACUUUUGUAUCUGCUGUGUAUUAUAGCAAUAAAGAAUCAUUUUGUUAGGAAAAAAACCCAGUGUGGUUCUUUCGUAACAAACAC
This is a messenger RNA of Lepus europaeus (European hare), 3535 nucleotides long. It is a transcript of the gene USP30, whose product is annotated as ubiquitin specific peptidase 30. The transcript has 13 exons. The record is from RefSeq and is a predicted model, not a curated record. Gene Ontology annotation, molecular function: cysteine-type endopeptidase activity; cysteine-type deubiquitinase activity. Gene Ontology annotation, biological process: protein deubiquitination. Gene Ontology annotation, cellular component: nucleus; cytosol. The coding region runs from base 77 to 1618 and encodes 513 amino acids. NCBI's taxonomy places the organism in Eukaryota, Metazoa, Chordata, Mammalia, Lagomorpha, Leporidae.